Messenger RNA from Cicer arietinum (chickpea), 2132 nucleotides. The record is from RefSeq and is a predicted model, not a curated record. NCBI's taxonomy places the organism in Eukaryota, Viridiplantae, Streptophyta, Magnoliopsida, Fabales, Fabaceae.
AACGCGUCCUCUACAAUAGGGAGUUUAAUUUAGUAGUGGCAGUGGAUAGCGGAAGAGAGGAACAAGAAAGGGGUUUAGAAAAGCAAAAAAGAGAGUGAAUGAAACAAUGGUGCAGCAGUUGAAUGAACCUACAUCACCUUCAACACCAGGAAAAUUGAAACCAGAUAAAUCUCAUCACAUUCACCACCGUUUCAGAAUCCACUCUUCACAUUCAAGACUCACACUCUUCUCCUCUCUAUUCCUCGCAUUUAUUCUCCUCCUUUUCUUUCUAACUUUCACUCCUCCGCCGCCGCCAACCACCGCUCCCCGCCGUGUCCUCGGCGAUUCCUGGGGUGGCUCUCAAUGGGAACGUCUCGUCUCAAAAUCAGCACGCCGGAGCUCCGCCUCCGGUCACACCGUCCUCGUGACAGGCGCCGCCGGAUUCGUCGGAACUCACGUCUCCCUCGCUUUAAAGCGCCGCGGCGACGGCGUCCUCGGGUUAGACAACUUCAAUCGCUACUACGACCCUAACCUAAAACGCGCACGCCAGAAACUCCUCGAACGCGCCGGCGUUUUCGUCGUCGACGGCGACAUCAACGACGCCGCGCUUCUCAAGAAGCUCUUCGACGUGGUCCCGUUCACACACGUCAUGCACCUCGCCGCACAAGCCGGUGUUCGGUACGCUAUGCAAAACCCUGGCUCCUACGUUCACAGCAACGUCGCUGGUUUCGUGAAUCUUCUAGAAGCUUGUAAGUCGGCAAACCCUCAACCCGCCAUCGUUUGGGCUUCGUCGAGCUCCGUUUACGGUCUCAAUUCAAAAGUUCCGUUCUCGGAGAAAGACAGAACCGACCAACCGGCGAGUCUUUACGCGGCGACAAAGAAAGCCGGAGAAGAAAUCGCACACAGUUAUAACCAUAUCUACGGUCUUUCAAUCACGGCAUUACGUUUCUUCACGGUUUAUGGACCUUGGGGUAGACCUGACAUGGCGUAUUUCUUCUUCACGAAGGAUAUUUUAAAGGGGAAAACGAUAACGGUGUUUGAAUCACCAGACGGUGGAACAGUGUCUAGGGAUUUCACUUACAUUGAUGAUAUUGUUAAGGGGUGUUUGGGUGCAUUGGAUACAGCAAAGAAGAGUACUGGUAGUGGUGGAAAGAAAAAGGGUUCUGCUCAAUUUAGGGUUUUCAAUUUGGGGAAUACUUCACCUGUGCCUGUGAGUGAUCUUGUUGCAAUAUUGGAGAGGCUUUUGAAGGUUACAGCAAAGAAGAAAGUGCUUCCUAUGCCAAGAAAUGGAGAUGUUAAGUUUACUCAUGCUAAUAUUAGUUUGGCUCAUAAGGAUCUUGGUUAUAGACCUACCAUUGACUUGGAGACAGGGUUGAGGAAGUUUGUUAAGUGGUAUCUUGAGUUUUAUUCUUCUGGGUCUAAUUACAAGAAGAUUAAUAUCUGCUUCGUGGAUAUAAUGUUGGUAUUGUUGCUAAGAUAUCAAUUUGAAGUAGCCAUAAAGUGCUGCUCGCAGAUUUCCAAAGUAUACUUCAAUGUGGGCACAAAGCUUUUGUCAAGUGCAUGUGAGAGAAACUUGACAGGGAAACUGCUGCAGCCUAUAUAUAGAUGAAUUACUAGAAUAAGUGUAUCUUUAGAUUGAUGGUGAGUUUGACGAUUUGGCUGAAAUUACUGUAACGCAAUGUGAUUCUGUCAAAUGCAUCGUAAAUCCAAACAUAUACUUAGUGGUGAAAAUUGAAGUUUGGUUAUGGUUACUGGAAAUUUCACAUCAGGUAGACAACUGUUGCAUUCAUAUUCAAAGUCACUGAAGAAGCAUUUGGUUAUAUAUUAACUGCAGUGCUAAUUUUGAAAAUGUUUCUGUAGUUCACAGUUAGUACCACUUCAUUUGUCUGGUACAGAUUGAUUGGUGACAGAUGAUCUUGUUGCAACUCUUACAUCGUUGUCAGACAGGGACGGAAGAAGCUUCAUACCAAACUCAGUAAUGGCUUAACUGAUUUUUGUUCUUCAUAAGGUCAAAUGGCUUAUUGUUGAAAGAUGUAGUAAGCCAAAUAUGUAAAAUGUCACCUGUUAAUGAAUCAAACUUGUGAAACCUGAAAUUUAAUUAAUUUAAGAAAUCAGGUGAAAUUUGUACCUCAAGAUUGUUCACUUAUUAGCUA